Diceros bicornis minor is the source of this 4443-nucleotide messenger RNA. It is a transcript of the gene SPIDR, whose product is annotated as scaffold protein involved in DNA repair. The transcript is spliced from 21 exons. The coding region runs from base 57 to 3119 and encodes 1020 amino acids. NCBI's taxonomy places the organism in Eukaryota, Metazoa, Chordata, Mammalia, Perissodactyla, Rhinocerotidae. Gene Ontology annotation, biological process: regulation of establishment of protein localization to chromosome; double-strand break repair via homologous recombination. The record is from RefSeq and is a predicted model, not a curated record. Gene Ontology annotation, cellular component: nucleoplasm; nuclear chromosome.
CUAUAACGCACCAAGACAGCGGUGGAUGUUGGAAUGGCUCUGCCGUUUCUUCCCAGAUGUCUCUGUUGGUACACUUUGCUUUCUCCCCUAAACUUUCUCUGCAUCUGUCUCUUCGUGCUUCAGUGGGAGAGGAGUCUGAAGCUAGUUGCUGCUCGUCUGUCUGUAUAGACCAACGCCUCCCAGAAGUGUCUCUCUACCAGUGUCUGGGCACGGAGUUUGUGUGUAGGGAAUACUGCAUGAGUGAUACUCGAAUGAUUGCAGCUGUAUUCGUGUGUCUGUAUUGCUGUGAAUUUCCCUCUCAGGACCGCUUUUGCUGCAUCCCAUAUGAGUUGAGAAAAAGAAAUUGGAAUAUAGAAUACUCAUCCUUUCCAGGAGAGAGUCCACUGCAGUUCAGAAGAGCGGGUCUCAGGACAGUGGGGGCGGAUGCCUCCCUCUCUGAAGCAUGGCUCAGGUGUGGAGAAGGAUUUCAGGACACUUCUGGGACUCCGUCAUUAACAGCUGAAAAGAAGACUCUUACAGAAAAGCACCUUGAAUUAUCCCCUAGGCCCAAGAAAGAAACUAUUACAUCUAAGAGUACCAGUGGGCUUACAGAUAUAACAUGGAGUUCCAGUGGAAGUGAUCUGUCAGAUGAAGAUAAAACACUUUUUAAACCACAGAGAGAUAAUGGACGUAGUUCUACAAUAGACAGGUUUUGUAACAGGAAUAUUUUAUGUCCAGAAGAUGAGGCCAGUGAAGAUGAACUGCAGCUUAUUGACUGGGAGGUUGGCAGUGACAGGGAAGACACUAGUGAAUGUAAUGAAUUUGAAGAUGGUGAGAGUGCUGUGGAAAUAUCGGACUGUGCUUCUUGUGCAAGCAGUCAUUCUUUGACAAGUGAAGAGAGGCUAUCUGAGUUUCCUAAGGCAAGUUCUACAGAAAUUUUGGAGUAUUCAUCAGAUAGUGAAAAAGAAGAUGACUUAGAGAAUGUCUUGGUCAUUGAUUCAGAAUCCUCUCACGAAUACCACACAGAUUUUGAAUCAGGUGGAAGACAGGUUAUGGAGAGACUGAAAAAGCCAAGGGUGAAAACUACAGAGACCAUUUUGUAUACACCCCAGAAACAGGCAGAGUUUCCUAGGACUCCAGAAAAUUCAGCCAAGAAGAAGAAGCUUUUAAGAGGCGGGCUAGCAGAAAGACUAAAUGGACUACAGAAUCGAGAGAGAUCUGCUAUUUCUUUAUGGAGACAUCAGUGUGUUUCUUACCAAAAGACACUUUCAGGUAGAAAAUCUGGUGUAUUAAUUGUGAAAAUUCUAGAGCUACAUGAGGAAUGCACCAUCCAAGUUGCCAUGUGUGAACAGUUAGCAGGGCUGCAGGCUGAUAGUCCUCAAGGUGAGGCCGCCCAGACUGACCUGAAGGUUCUCUUCACCAAGGAGACUGCACUCUAUCUCAGGGGGCAUCCUCAAGACAUCGUCCACAUCUACCCUCCCUGGCAAAAGCUUAUUAUCCCAAAUGGAAGUUGCCCUGUUAUUCUGAAUACUUAUUUCUGUCAGAAAAUUGUUGCCAAAGAAGAUUCAAAAACAACACAAGAAAUGCACUGUUGGGACACACCCCGUCCAAGAAGAAACAUCACUUUAGCCCAGAUGUUUAGAUUUAAGAGUCCAACAGAGAAUUCACCUGAAAGCCAGGUUAUGUGUAGUGGUCUCACCGCCAUGGGGACAGACUGGACCCACGGGGACAAAGAAGCAAAACAGCACAUCCUAGCCCAGGCUCCCCUGAGGGAUUCUCUUCUGGAUGCAGUAGAAAACCAAGGAGCUGCCACGUGGCCGGGAGGUGGGGUCCGAGUGGUGGUGCAGAGAGUGUACUCUCUUCCCUUCACGUGUCAGCAGGGAAGUGGCUCAGCUCCUUCCCUCGGCUCGGACCCACCUAGAGUUCGAAUCUGCCUUCUCGUGCAAGAUGCCUAUGGAAUGUUCGGUGAAGUGUACUCAGAGGACACCAUCUUGAAGGACAGACAGUUGGAAGGGAAGUGCUGUAGCCUGGCAGGAAUGAAGGUUCUACAAAAGGCCACCAGAGGAAGGACAGCAGGGCUUUUCAGUUUGAUUGACAUCAUGUGGCCUCCAGUGAUAGCUCUGAAAGCACCUGGCCACAGGCAAGCCUGUGAAGAGGUAAAAACUCAUCUGCCUCCUCCUAGCUUCUGUUACAUCCUCACUGCUCAUCCAAAUCUGGGACAAAUUGAUAUAAUUGAAGAAGACCCCGUUUCUAAGCUUUACCAGCCUCCAAUUCCUUGCUCCUUAAGAGGAAUUCUCCAGACUGAUGAUCUCAGUACCCGUUGCAGUUUCUAUGCCAGAGUGAUUUAUCAAAGACCACAGCUAAACAGUUUGCUUCUUCGGGAGCAAAGGGAGAUUUGGCUGAUGGUGACUGACGUCACCCUGCAAGUGCAGGAUGAGAAUAACUCUGGCCUCCCCAAAACCAUCCCGGUCUGUGUGGCCUCCUCAUGUGUACUGGACCCAGAAGUCCUGGAAGCGCUCGCCGAGGCUGCCCCUCACAGCUUCCUCUUCAGGGACGCUGUCCGAGACCAGGGUCGGAUUGUUUGUGUUGAACGAACUGUCCUCUUGCUUCAAAAGCCCCCUUUGGGUGUGGCCUCUGGUGCUCGCUCCUGUGAGUUGACUGGCCCUGUGACGCUCGAUGAACUGGAUUCUGUCACUCAGGUCAACUCCAUUUGCAGUGUUCAAGGCGCUGUGGUUGGUGUGGAUGAGAGCACUGCCUUCUCGUGGCCUACAUGUGACCUGUGUGGCAACGAGAGAUUGAAACAGAGCCCAGAAGACAGAGGCACUUUUUCCUGUGGGGACUGCUCCCGCGUGGUCACCGUUCCUCUUCUCAGAAGGCACCUGCAGGUCUUCCUGGACUGCCCCUCGCGCCCCCAGUGCACAGUGAGCGUCAAGCUGCUGCAGAGCAGUAUUGCUUCACUUCUGCGGUUUGCCGCCUGCGAUGAUGGGACCUGCAGUUUGGACAGGGCUCUGCCAGGACAGCACAUCUCUGCUCCACUGAGCGUCAGCUGCUGCCCCAACGGCUGGGCUGGAGUCACAGAAGUCCCCUUCAUCCCAGCUGGCCACUGUGCUCCUGUCAGCUGGGACCUUCCCAGGAUUUAGCCAGAUAUCCACACAGUCUGGACUCCCUCACAGCAUGUGUCUGGGUCCCACGAGAGGCAGGCAGAAGCUGGGCACUUUUCCUGACCUAGCUUGGAUGACACUCAGCGUCCCUUCCACUUCAUUCUGUUCAUGAGAAGCCAGUCACUGAGCCCAGCCAAGACCCAGGGUAAAGCAGGGAGAUGCCCACCUUUGAUGGGAGGGCCCAGGGAGCCACAAACAUGUGCCUGCUUGGGCCAUUUGGUGUGACCCCUCCAGCCUCAGUCCCCUUUGCCAAGACACGUUAAUGAUGGAAAGGGUGACUUAAUACAUACUGAACAGAGCUAUUGAGAGGUUUAUCAAGUGUCUUGCACAGAGGAAGGGUGAGAGGUACCCCUAAUAUUGCUCUGCAAGUGGCAGCAAAGGAGUUUCUGAAAGAACACAUUACCUUCUAAGGCUUUAGUCCCCACUAAGACCAGAGAUGUAAUUUAUCCCAAUGCUUUUGAGCCUCUCUUUAUUCUCAGCCCACCCCUACCCCAGGAAGAACAUGUCCUGAGGUUUGAUCUAUACAAGCCAAGUGAGGGCACACCACACCUUUGAAGCCUGGUCAAUGAGUACCCCUGCUGCCCUGUGCCCUGUGUUCUUACCUAGAGAUGAAACUUGCCUGAGAUUAACCAAUCACUGUAAGAUAUUCAUCAAAUAACAUGUGAAGAAAAAGUCUUCUACAACAUAGAGUUGUUUAGCUCAUUGUAACUCUAGAAGAAAUGGGAUCCUAUUAAGGAGGGAAGUUUGGGGCAAAGUACCAGGAAAUCCUUUGACCAGCAGUGUUGCAAGAUUGGGGAAGUGUCCCAAAGGAAGUGGGAGACAGCUGCAAGCACAAUGCAUGCCCAACCCCCAGCUAGAAAACAGGCACGUCCCUUUGUGUCUUUUCCCCACAGUUCCCCUCUGAGCACAGCCAGCUAGGAGAUGCUUAUUGUUGCAUCCACUAACAAACAUCAAUACGAGAUAUUUUAAAUGUUCUUGUGUAAAAACAGAAUUCCGUUAUCAGGAAAAAGUUCCUUCAUUUGCUCUAAUAAAUAGGGCCUUUAUCACGGCCCUUCAUCUCUUCCUCCUCACCAACGUUGUUCUCACCACUUGAAGACUGGAAGAUCAUGGACUGGGGAAAGGGCCUUCUAUUCUGCUCUCUGGUGUUCUGUUUGUUGGGAACAGAACAUCCAGGGCUAUGUCUGUUUGCUUUAACCAGCACGUCUUUUAUCACUGCAGACUUACGAAGUGAAGAGUGUCCUCGGAAAGGAGGUGGGGUUGUUAAACUGUUUUGUCCAGUCCAUAACCACCUAUCCGACUAGCU